AUGGCGGAUGAGGUGGUGUUGUUGGACUACUGGGCCAGCCCUUAUGGGAUGAGGGUGAGAAUCGCUCUGGCUGAGAAGGGCAUUCAGUACGACUCCAGGGAAGAGGACUACCUGACCAACAAGAGCUCACUCUUGCUGCAGAUGAACCCGUCGAACCCGGUUCACAAGAAGAUCCCGGUUCUCAUUCACAAUGGCAAACAGGUCUCUGAGUCCCUGGUUGCCCUUGAGUACAUUGAUGAGAUUUGGAAUGACAAGGCUCCACUUUUGCCCUCUGAUCCUUACCUCAGAGCCCUCUGA
Prunus mume (Japanese apricot) is the source of this 297-nucleotide messenger RNA. The record is from RefSeq and is a predicted model, not a curated record. NCBI's taxonomy places the organism in Eukaryota, Viridiplantae, Streptophyta, Magnoliopsida, Rosales, Rosaceae.